Molecule: messenger RNA, 6817 nt
Organism: Phycodurus eques (leafy seadragon)
Lineage: Eukaryota; Metazoa; Chordata; Actinopteri; Syngnathiformes; Syngnathidae
Gene: scn8aa
Product: sodium channel, voltage gated, type VIII, alpha subunit a
Exons: 27
Coding region: 287-6190 (1967 amino acids)
Biological process (GO): neuronal action potential; membrane depolarization during action potential; sodium ion transmembrane transport
Cellular component (GO): voltage-gated sodium channel complex; axon; plasma membrane
Molecular function (GO): voltage-gated sodium channel activity
Source: RefSeq, a predicted model, not a curated record
CUAGACGAACGUAGAAAAAUGUCAAGUAUUUAUCAUAUGUGCUAAGGGAGGAAGGAGCGCGCAUCGGACGCAGCAUAAGAUGGCUCCAUUUUAAACUAUAUAUAUAUAUAUAUAUAUAUAUAUAUGCACAUUGCGGGACACUUGACUCCAGUUUAAAAAAAAAAAAAAGGAAAAAAAAGAUGAUUUUCACAUUGCGGGACACUUGGCUCAACCUUGGAUGACAGGAUGCAUAUCUGCUGCCUUGGAUGGUCACAACCUAAAGACCACGUAGUUGCAGGAUGAAAACAUGGCUGCACCCCUUCUCGCACCGCCAGGACCUAACAGCUUCAAGAGGUUUAAUGUGGAAUCUUUGGCGACCCUCGAGCAGCGCAUCAAUGAGGAGAAGAACAAGAAGCCGCCCAAGCAGGACAGCAGUUACCGCGAUGACGAUGAUGAGAACAAGCCCAAGCCCAACAGCGACCUGGAGGCUGGGAAGAGCCUGCCCUACAUCUAUGGAGACAUCCCUAAGGGAAUGGUGGCGGUACCACUGGAGGAUCUGGAUCCGUACUACCUGAACUCUCAGAAAACAUUUAUAGUGCUAAAUAGGGGGAAGACAAUCUUCCGUUUCAGUGCCACACCUGCCUUGUACUUCAUAAGUCCUUUUAAUCUGGCUAGGCGAAUAGCUAUUAAAAUUUUGAUACAUUCUCUUUUCAGCAUGAUCAUUAUGUGUACUAUUUUGACCAACUGUAUAUUCAUGACCUUUAGUGAUCCUCCCGAGUGGUCAAAACAAGUAGAGUACACAUUCACAGGAAUUUAUACGUUUGAGUCUCUUGUAAAAAUCACAGCACGAGGAUUCUGUAUAGAUGGCUUUACAUUCCUCCGAGACCCAUGGAACUGGCUGGACUUUAUGGUCAUCUCCAUGGCAUAUAUAACAGAGUUUGUGGACCUGGGCAAUGUAUCUGCGCUGAGAACGUUCAGAGUUCUCCGAGCAUUGAAAACUAUCUCUGUAAUUCCAGGCCUGAAGACCAUUGUGGGAGCCCUCAUCCAGUCUGUCAAGAAGCUUUCCGAUGUGAUGAUCCUGACCGUCUUCUGCCUCAGUGUCUUUGCACUCAUUGGUCUGCAGCUCUUCAUGGGCAACCUGCGCCACAAGUGUGUCAUCUGGCCCAUCAAUUUAACUGAGAGCUACCUGCCCAACGGCAGCAUAGGCUUCGACUGGGAUGAAUACAUCAUGAACAACACAAAUUUCUACUUCCUGCCUCACCAAACCGAUGCCCUUCUCUGUGGGAACAGCUCAGACUCAGGUCGUUGCCCGGAGGGCUACACGUGUAUGAAAGCUGGGAGGAAUCCAAACUACGGCUACACCAGCUUUGACAGCUUUGGAUGGGCCUUCCUGGCUCUUUUCCGACUCAUGACACAAGACUUCUGGGAAAAUCUCUACAUGCUGACACUGAGGGCGGCAGGAAAGACCUACAUGAUCUUCUUUGUGUUGGUGAUCUUUGUGGGUUCUUUCUACUUGGUGAACCUGAUCCUGGCUGUGGUGGCCAUGGCCUACGAGGAGCAGAACCAAGCCACCAUGGAGGAGGCCCAGCGGAAGGAGGAGGAGUUUAAGGCCAUGCUAGAGCAGCUCAAGAAACAACAGGAAGAAGCUCAAACUGCUGCCAUGGCAACCUCAGCUGGAACAGUAUCAGAGGAUGCGGUCGAGGAUGACGGGGGAGGGCGGCUGUCAUGCAGUUCUUCUGAGAUGUCCAAGCUCAGCUCCAAGAGUGCCAAGGAGCGGCGGAACCGUAAGAAGAAGUGGCGCCAGAAAGAGCAAGAGAAGGAGAAAGGUGACAGCGAGAAGUUUGUCAAGUCCGAGUCAGACGACGGAAGCAAGAGGAGCCGCUUCCGCUUUCCCGAUAACCGCCUGGGUCGAAAAUCUUCCAUUAUGAACCAGUCUCUCCUCAGCAUACCAGGCUCACCCUUCCUGUCCCGCCACAACAGCAAGAGCAGCAUCUUUAGUUUCAAGGGCCGCGGCAAGGAUGUGGGUUCAGAGAACGAGUUUGCAGACGACGAGCACAGCACGGUGGAGGAGUGCGAGGAGCGCCGGGGCUCCCUGUUCAGCCCGUACCGGCGCAGCAGCUAUAGCGGCUACCAUGGGAAGAGGAACAGCACAGUGGAUUGCAACGGCGUGGUGUCGCUCAUCGGCCCCGGGCCUGGUGGACGCCUUCUGCCUGAGGUGAAAAUAGAUAAGGCAGCUACUGAUGACAGUCCCACUACUGAGGUUGAGGUGAAGAAGAAGCUGUCUGGCUCCCUGAUGGUGUCUGUGGACCAGCUCAAUACCUCCUUUGGGCGGAAAGAGCGGGCCAACAGUGUCAUGAGUGUCAUUACCAACACACUAGUGGACGAACUAGAGGAGUCCCAGCGCAAGUGUCCACCAUGCUGGUAUAAGUUUUCAAACACAUUCCUGAUAUGGGAAUGCUCCCCCACGUGGCUGAAGAUAAAGGAGAUUGUCAACCUGAUAGUCAUGGAUCCGUUUGUGGACUUGACCAUCACCAUCUGCAUUGUCCUCAACACGCUUUUCAUGGCCAUGGAGCACUAUCCCAUGACACCCGACUUCGAGGCGAUGCUCUAUGUAGGGAAUCUGGUGUUCACUGGGAUCUUUGCUGGGGAAAUGAUGUUCAAACUAGUGGCUAUGGAUCCCUAUUACUACUUCCAAGAAGCCUGGAAUUGUUUUGACGGCUUCAUCGUGACGCUGAGUUUAGUCGAGCUGGCUCUAGCUGAUGUCGAGGGUCUGUCAGUGCUGCGGUCAUUUCGACUGCUGAGAGUGUUUAAGCUGGCCAAAUCAUGGCCGACCCUCAACAUGCUGAUCAAGAUCAUUGGCAACUCCGUGGGCGCUUUAGGGAACUUGACUCUUGUGUUGGCUAUCAUCGUGUUCAUCUUUGCUGUGGUGGGCAUGCAGCUGUUUGGAAAGAGUUACAAAGACUGUGUGUGCAAGAUCGACAUCGACUGCAAGCUGCCACGUUGGCACAUGAAUGACUUCUUCCACUCCUUCCUGAUUGUCUUCCGGGUGCUCUGCGGCGAGUGGAUUGAGACCAUGUGGGACUGCAUGGAGGUGGCCGGCCAGGGCAUGUGCCUCAUCGUCUUCAUGAUGGUCAUGGUUAUUGGCAACUUGGUGGUGUUGAACCUGUUCCUUGCCUUGCUGCUGAGCUCAUUCAGUGCAGACAACUUGGCUGCCACGGAUGACGACGGCGAGCUGAACAACCUGCAAAUUUCUGUCAUUCGCAUGAAGAAAGGCAUCGCAUGGUUCAAAGCCAAGAUGCGGCUGCUGGUGGCCAGUCUCCUGAGGAAACCACCCAUGGAGGAUGAGCAGAAGCCUUUAGACGACAUGUACGACAAGAAGCUGAACUGUAUUGCCAACCACACGGGGGUGGACAUAAACCGAGAUCUGGACUAUGUAAAGAAUGGCAAUGGCACCACCAGUGGCAUUGGCAGCAGCGUGGGCAAGUAUAUGAUCGAUGAAGACCACAUGUCGUUCAUCCACAACCCCAACCUGACCGUCUGCGUACCCAUUGCUGUUGGGGAGUCUGACUUUGAGAACCUCAAUACAGAGGACUUCAGCAGCGAGUCAGACAAUGAGAACAGCAAAGAGCUGGACGACACGAGCUCGUCGGAGGGCAGCACCAUUGACAUCAAGCCAGAUGUGGAGGAGGUGGUGGUAGUGGAGACGGUGGAAGAAUAUAUGGAACCAGAGGCAUGUUGGACAGAUGCGUGUGUGGCCAAGUACAAGUGCUGCGAUGUUGACAUCACCAUAGGCUGGGGGAAGAGCUGGUGGUUCCUGCGGAAGACCUGCUACCUGAUCGUGGAGCACAACUGGUUUGAGACUCUCAUCAUCUUUAUGAUCCUCCUCAGCAGCGGAGCCCUGGCCUUUGAGGAUGUGUAUAUUGAGCAAAGGAAAACCAUCCGAAUCAUUUUGGAGUACGCAGACAGGGUUUUCACCUACAUCUUCAUCCUGGAGAUGCUGCUGAAAUGGGUUGCUUACGGCUUUGUCAAGUACUUCACCAACGCUUGGUGUUGGCUGGACUUCUUUAUUGUGGAUGUGUCUAUAGUCAGCCUUGUAGCUAAUGCGCUGGGCUACUCCGAUCUAGGGCCCAUUAAAUCACUCAGGACACUAAGGGCCUUGAGACCCCUCAGAGCCUUGUCACGUUUUGAAGGGAUGAGGGUGGUAGUCAACGCCUUGGUGGGAGCCAUCCCUUCCAUUAUGAACGUGUUGCUGGUUUGCCUCAUCUUUUGGCUGAUUUUCAGUAUCAUGGGGGUCAACUUGUUCGCGGGCAAGUACUACUACUGUUUCAACGAGACCUCCGAGGAGUACUUUUCCGUUGACGAGGUCAACAACAAGACCCAAUGUGAGGCCCUCAUUGAGCAAAACUUUACGGAGGUCAGGUGGAAGAACGUUAAAAUCAACUUUGACAAUGUGGGCGCUGGUUACCUGGCCUUGCUGCAAGUGGCCACAUUCAAAGGCUGGAUGGACAUUAUGUUUGCAGCUGUGGAUUCCAGAGAGGUGGAAGACCAGCCCGACUAUGAAGUGAACAUCUACAUGUACAUCUACUUUGUGGUUUUCAUCAUCUUUGGGUCCUUCUUUACCCUCAAUCUCUUCAUUGGUGUGAUCAUUGACAACUUCAACCAGCAAAAGAAAAAGUUUGGAGGUCAGGAUAUAUUUAUGACAGAGGAACAGAAGAAGUACUACAAUGCCAUGAAGAAACUGGGCUCCAAAAAGCCUCAGAAACCCAUCCCUCGACCACAGAACAUGAUCCAAGGAAUGGUCUUUGACUUUGUCACACAGCAAGUAUUCGACAUCUCCAUCAUGAUCCUCAUUUGUCUCAACAUGGUCACCAUGAUGGUGGAAACGGAUGAUCAAUCCGAUGAGACAGAAAAUGUCCUCUACUGGGUCAACUUCAUCUUCAUUGUGGUCUUCACCACAGAGUUCUUGCUGAAGCUCUUUGCUCUUCGCCACUACUACUUCACCAAUGGAUGGAACAUCUUUGAUGUGGUGGUGGUCAUCCUGUCAAUUGUUGGAAUGUUCCUGGCUGACAUUAUCGAGAAGUACUUUGUGUCUCCAACGUUGUUCAGGGUGAUUCGCUUGGCUCGUAUCGGACGUAUCCUGCGUCUCAUCAAAGGAGCAAAGGGCAUCCGAACGUUACUCUUCGCCCUGAUGAUGUCACUGCCAGCGCUGUUCAACAUCGGCCUCUUGCUCUUCCUGGUCAUGUUUAUCUUCUCCAUCUUCGGCAUGUCCAACUUUGGCUACGUAAAGCACGGUGCCGGCAUUGACGACCUGUACAACUUUGAGACCUUCGGCAACAGCAUGAUCAUCCUGUUUAUGAUCACCACUUCAGCCGGCUGGGACGGCUUGCUUUUGCCCAUCCUCAACUACCCACCAGACUGCAACCCCAACCUGGAGAACCCUGGCACCUCGGUCAAGGGUGACUGCGGUAACCCUUCAGUGGGGAUAUUUUUCUUUGUCAUGUACAUUAUAAUUUCUUUCCUGAUUGUGGUCAACAUGUACAUUGCCAUCAUCCUGGAGAACUUUAGCGUGGCCACGGAGGAGAGCGCCGAUCCUCUUAGUGAGGACGACUUCGAGACCUUUUACGAGAUCUGGGAGAAGUUUGAUCCCACCGCCUCUCAGUUCAUCACCUUUGCCAAACUGUCUGACUUUGCUGACGCGCUCGAGCACCCGCUUCGUGUGCCAAAGCCUAACACCAUCGAGCUGAUUGCCAUGGACCUGCCCAUGGUGAGCGGCGAUCGCAUCCACUGCCUGGACAUUCUGUUUGCCUUCACCAAGCGUGUGCUGGGCGACAGCGGUGAGUUGGACAUGCUGAGGCAGCAGAUGGAGGAGCGCUUUGUGGCGGCCAAUCCUUCCAAGGUGUCGUACGAGCCCAUCACCACCACGCUGCGCCGCAAGCAGGAGGACGUCUCGGCCAGGAUCAUACAAAACGCCUAUCGCGCUCACCUCAUCCGCCGUGGCAUCAUUUUCAAGCGCCAUGCGUUCGUCAACAACAAGCUGGAGAAUGGAGGCACCAACCAGGAGAAAAAGGAGAGCACGCCAUCCACCGCUUCACUCCCUUCGUACGACAGCGUGACCAAACCUGACAAGGAGAAGCAAGAUGACAACAAGGCGGAGUGGGCCAGGAAGGAGAAGGACAAAAACCAAAAAGAUGAGUGGGAAUCUAAGUGUUAGUAACCAUCAGACUCAUCAUUUGCAAGUAAUAAAACCUGAGAAAAAUACUGGAAGAAAAUGUUUACAUCAAAGACUGCUGAACCAAACACAAUCAGUUUACUGUGGAACUUAACUGCAUAAUGACCAAGCUCUUAGAUGUUAGUGACUGAAAACAGUGUGCUGGCCAUUACACACAUAUACACAAACACACACACACACACACACACCGAUAUCUUUGGGGACCAACGUGCCAAGACACACAACUCUCUCCUGAGAGAAUGAGAGAACAGCAACGUCCCUGCCAACGGCGAGCAUGUGAAGCCCCUCUGCAAAGCUUCCACGCUGCAGCACCGCUCGAACUAUAACGUCAGGCUAAGGAAGAAGAAAAAAACAUCAUAAAUCAACCACACGAGCGAGCGGGGGAUGGAUGGAUGGAUGGAGGGUGAGGGGAAUACUGAAACGUAGACAAAGGGUUUAUUUUAGUUUGUUUGUGCCUCAGUGCAUCUUUACAUGAUUUGAGCAGGAAAAAACAAACAACAAAAGACGACAUCAAGCCCAUGUCACAAGCGCUUUCAUCUCCUCUUUAUUAUGCUUACAUAGGGAAAAGACAUUAUGGUUUUGGUCAUGGUUUUGACGCGGGCUGCAGGA